AUGAGUGACACCGUCACCCGGUUGUGCAACCAAGCCUCGCGGACCGCAAUCAUGCGCUCCACCAUCAUGAUUCCCUCUUCCAGAGACCGGGCAACUCGUCGAGCUACCUGGCGAGUCGCUCCUCCUGCCCCUGCAGCACCUUGUGCGGCCAAGUGCCACCUCCUCGACGCCAUCUCUGCCGAAAUCCGCGUGGAAAUCUACCAAUACGCCCUGAUCUACGAAGAUCCUGUCUUUCAAGACCAACGACCAAUCCGGCUGCUUUCCAGAUUCGGCCGACUGAGACCAGUAACAAGCAACACGUUCGCUGCUCUGCUCUGCGUCUGCAAGCAAAUCAAUGCAGAAGCCGCCGAUAUCAUAUACCGCUUCAACGACUUCGUUGUUGACUGGAACACUCUGUCCUUGGAUGAGCCCCUCCGAUACCACAUCACCGAACAACUCAAAGAAGUGUCCCUCGACUGCCGAACGGGCAUGGUCUUCGGCUACACCGAGAAACUCAGGAUGCUCGCCAUCCACGCUUCCGGAAUCGAGACCAUGACUCUUAGAUUCGAACUCUCCGCCCGUCUCAUGGCUGCCGUGGUGGAGCUGUCCAACGCCUUUGUUCAAUGCUCAAGCGCCUUUGAUUAUCCCGCCUUGAGACUAUUCGUCGACAUUCUCACCCGUCCGGAGGUGCCCCGGUUCGGAAGUCUAGAGGGCACAGUGGCACUGGAGCUCUUCGAGCGCACGCUCGCCGACAUCCUUCCGCACGCCGCGCGUUUCGCAAAGACGUCGCUCACACAAUAUCACGCUCCGAACUUUCGCGAAAUCAACCUGCUCGGCCGGAUUGAAGGAUACGUCGUAGCCAAGAUCGACGACCACCGCUGCUCGACAGAUCUCUGUGGCUGGCGCAAGGUAUCCGACACGACUCGCCUCGCCUUCGCAACUCCGACAACCACAGGAAGACGUCUGGAAUAUCUUUGGACUCGCCUGGGCAGCUGUUACACCGAGCCCGACAGAGACAGAGCAUGA
Exophiala xenobiotica is the source of this 1005-nucleotide messenger RNA. RefSeq lists its product as uncharacterized. The coding region runs from base 1 to 1005 and encodes 334 amino acids. NCBI's taxonomy places the organism in Eukaryota, Fungi, Ascomycota, Eurotiomycetes, Chaetothyriales, Herpotrichiellaceae. The transcript is spliced from 2 exons. The record is from RefSeq and is a predicted model, not a curated record.